Messenger RNA from Penicillium cinerascens, 5232 nucleotides. RefSeq lists its product as uncharacterized. The record is from RefSeq and is a predicted model, not a curated record. Gene Ontology annotation, molecular function: protein binding. The coding region runs from base 1 to 5232 and encodes 1743 amino acids. Lineage: Eukaryota; Fungi; Ascomycota; Eurotiomycetes; Eurotiales; Aspergillaceae. The transcript has 5 exons. Gene Ontology annotation, cellular component: cytoplasm.
AUGGCUCUUACCCUGCCUUCGGUACCCGCAAAGCACGAGGACUUCUUGCGUUACGUUGAUUCGCAUCCUGAUACUCCUAUUGGAGACUUGGUGCAGCCUUACAAUGACUAUGAUGCUGUUACACGCAAGCUAUUUGCUCAGGACCCAUCUCAUGUCAUAGUGAAAGACAAUCACGCCAACAUUGUGCCGUUGUACAAUGCCAUGGGGUCCGCAGACAUUCGUGUUCGGGCGAGAGAUCUAGCCUCAGAGACACCUGAGCAGAAAGAAAAAUAUAUUUUACCCCUCAACGAAUCAAUGCGCAGGGAAUAUGGCUCUUCUGCUGUGGUAUCAACCUUGGCCGAGUUCCAGGAAAACUUCGCCGUCUUCACCGAAGGUGCUUUGGGUGAAAUGGACUGGAGUAAUGUCGUGGCAGCUGGCAGCGCCGUGGUGACAUCUCUUCUUCCUGUGCCAGAGAAAUACCGCAAGUCCAAGCGAGGCCUUCGUCAGUAUUAUCACGAUCAGUUUGCCCCGGCGUCGGAUGUCGAUCUUUUCAUCUACGGCCUUACGGAUGAACAAGCAAUUGAGAAGAUCACACACAUCGAAGAUGCAAUCCGGAAUACUAUCUUGUAUGAGACCACCACAAUCCGGACUAAGAACACCAUCACCGUCGUCUCACAAUACCCCACACGGCAUGUGCAGAUUGUACUUCGAAUCUACCGCUCAGUGGCUGAAAUCCUCACUGGCUUCGAUGUGGACUGUUCCUGUGUUGCCUAUGAUGGCCAGCAGGUUUAUGCUUCUCCUCGUGCGAUUGCUGCAUACAUCACCCAGACCAAUCAAGUUGAUUUGACUCGACGAUCUCCUUCAUACGAAAAUCGACUUUCCAAGUAUUCUCACCGCGGCUUCGAAGUGUUUUGGCCCUCACUCGAGCGUUUGAGGAUAGAUCCGACUAUCUUCGAAAGAAGCUUUGCUAGAACCGAAGGACUGGCACGACUUUUGGUUCUCGAGAAACUCCCCAAGAACACGGACCGAGAUACCUAUCAGCACAGGAGACGUGAAGAACGUGGCCGUCCUCCCGUGAGCAUCUACUUGCGCCGUCGCCAAGGAAGAGAGCUCAAGGGAAAUAUCAAGGACGACUGGGAAGACGAGGUACCUGAGUGGCAAGAGGAGGACCAAGUGUCGAAUUACCACACAUUUACCAUUCCUUACGGUCGCAGAUACAAUGCACGGAAGAUUGAAAAAUUGCUUUACACGAAGGACCUGCUUUUGAACGCAGAGUGGAAUCAGCCCAAGGACCGUGCUGUCUAUCUUCAUCGCCAUCCAGCGUUCGUUGGCGAUGCCCAACACGUCAUUGGCGACUGCUGUGGCUCCUGUCCCCAACCCGUCACAGAAGAAGAACGCAAGAUUGCCGAAGAGGAGAGCAAGAUAUACAUCUCCGGUAAAAUAUCUUUCAUCAAAGAUGAUCCUGGUCGGCAAGAAAUUGGGAGCUUCAAUCCAAUCACCGAGACUGAUUGGACAGAAAUGGCAUAUACUGGUGGCACUGAACAGUUGUGUCAAGCCAUCGUGUCGCAUGAUUUGGAAGCUGUCAAUUGCUUCCUUAGCCGGGAAGACUCAAAUCCAAACCGCCGUGAUAUCACUGGGCGUACACCCCUUCAACUGGCCUGCAUGUGCUCUACUCCCGAAAUUGUUCAAUGCCUUGUGGAUCAUGGCGCCCGUUUGAUUUCACGGAUGGCUGAUGGAAAGACGGCACUGCAUCUUGCCGCUGCUCGAGGAAAUGUUGAAAUCAUCCGGAUACUGCUUACGAAGAGCGAUGAGAAUGAAAAGGCCGAAGACCACGACGACACGUCAAAAGAUGAUGAAAGCGACGACUCCGAAGGUGAUUCUGAAACUGCCAUCGAAGAUGGCAGUAACGUCGGUAGUGUUUCUCGCACAUCGGCCUCUUACGUCAAAGUCGAAGUCGACGGGGGCGACGUAGGUGAAAGCUUUCAACAGACGGACGACAGCAUUGAAGCGAAGGAUGAUGAGCCGGAUAUCUACGACAUCAACGUGGUUGCAUGGGACAGCCUCACUACACCAUUACACCUUGCGAUUCUUCACGGCCAUGUCGAGGCUGUCAAAGAACUGGUAUCCUCUUUUGGAGCCGAUGUCCUGAUGCCAAUCAAAAUCGUCAAUGAACAUGACAAAACACCCCAGGCAACGAUUCUCAACCUGGUGCUCGUACUUGCACUACCAUUGGACAAGGCCAGGGAGAUUUCACAAACACUUCUACAAGCCGGUGCUUCGCCCGCUCAAGCGGAUCUCGCUCAGUGGACCCCGCUGCAUUAUAUUGCUCAAAGCGAUUACAGUGAUCUCUUGGAUCUCUACAUGGAGCACGAUGGGCCAGCUGUACAACGCGCAAUAAAUCACCUGGCAUUAGAUGGCAGCCGGUGGGGUUCGAGCAUCAAGUUUUGUUCGGCCUUGAUGAGCGCCAUACAGGCCAAGAAGCAUGUGUCGGCAAGGAAGUUGUUGGAGAUCGGCGCAAAGCCUAUUUUGGAGUCUGCGGAUAUCUUGAAAGCCACCAAAGCUCAAAUGCCUGACCUGUUGGCCUAUGGUGGCGAUCAUCAGACGCCGGUUUCAAAGGCAACGCAACCCAUUUUCUGUGCCAUCUAUCACGACAUGCCUUUGAUUGCGCUUGAUUUACUCAACCGCGGAGUUGAUCCAAAUGCAAGAGCUCAGGCCCUGGGCACUCCGGGAUGGACGGCUUUGGAUACUGUUCGAAAGUAUCUGGAAAAGUUGCGAGGCUUCUUGAAAACGAAGACUUUCAUCGGACGACUCGGUGGCUGGGAGCCAAGGCCCAUGACUCUUGAGCGUGAUGACGAGUCAUAUCUGAAGGAGUUCCAUGAAGGAACGUACAAGAUAUUUUUCGCUAGGAAUCAGCUGAAGGAUGCACGGAAGUCCAGCAAGGAAGCAGAGGAACAAGAGGAGUCUGAGAAGAAGUCUCGAGAGCCAGCUGGUACGAGUGAAAAGAGAGAGGCUAUUGCCAAACUGAUCCGCGACUAUGAGACACUCGAAACAGAAUUGCUGGUGAAGGGAGCAAAGACGCUCGAAGAACUUGAUCCUGAGGCCACCCAUCCAAAUGAAUCAUCCUGGCGCGCGUCAAAUCAGAGAAACGAAAAUCCUGAGACCAAAAAGCCUUUCGAGUUCAAAUUCGAUUUCAACCUAGCGGAUAUCACCGAUACCACUCGCAAUGGGUUCGAGGCAGCGUGGAGCGGCGAUAUCACAACAAUCAAGGAACUGACUCUUGGCAUGUGGGGGCCAUCUCAAGACCAACCACCGCUGGAGAUCGCGGUAUGCGAUACGCUAGGAUUUUCAUGCCUCUCACUUGCAAUUUUGCGCGGCCAUCUACAUGUCGCAAAGGCAGUGAUUCAGAUCCUCCGAGUUCAAUACAAGGUGAAGAAGCCCGAAACAUCAGCGCGCUUUGAGAUCGACAGUGAUGCAGAUUUAUCAGAUGACGAAGACCUCAAUAUUGUGAGCCAUGAUGUUGAUGAUCGAUUCACCCACGAAAACAUUGGAGAAGUCACCACGCAAGUGGAAAGCAGUGUCCUACCAAUCGGAGCAUUGCAGAGAUGGUGCCAUGCUUUUCUCUUCUUGGAAAACCGCUCUACCAAACAUGAGCCAAAGUUCUGCCAUUCUGACCAAUCAAGACUUCACUAUCAACAUUCGAUUCGUGUCGAUACUCUUGGGAAAUACGCAAUCUUCAAGAAUGAUCUGUCUCUCCUGGACUUUCUUUUGGCAGCUUCUCGGGAAUGUGAAAGCAUGUUCCCAACCGACAAGAAUCAGUCUGAUGCUUCCCGAGAAGCUUUGGAAGAGGAAUAUCAGCUGGCAAUCGCUCUAGGUCAUACUGACUGUCUUGCUAAGCUCAUUCAGUUUAGCGCCGUUGGUCUUCCACUCGCAAAGAUGAGUGAGAAGUCGGGUGUCAAGGCGCAGACUGAGUCACUAUAUUACCAAGGAUUAUCAAUCUGCGGUAAGAAGCGCAGUGAUUGGGCUAGUGCUGGACGUCCUGAGCCGAAAGAAUCGCCUGAAGGGCGGCCGCCGCUUUUGAUCUCUGCCAUGCAAGGAAAUAUCACCAGUACCGAGUGGUUCCUUGGCACAGCGCCGGGUCGUCACUACUUAGAGUAUGUCAACUCGCAUUUGGAGGACGAGAGGAUCAAAAGACUCGCUCAAUCCAAUCUAGGGCUUGAAGGAUCUAUUUUGAACUGGCUACAAACAAGGAAUAACCUUGUCCUUCAUUGUGCGGUGAUGUCUAGGCCGUGUGAGGAGUCUGAACGUUUGGUCCAAUACUUGGUUGAUCACCAUCCCGAAUGCCUAGAGGUGCGCUCGGAAGGAGGUCAUACACCUCUAGCUAUCGCCUUCUCCCUUCGUCGAAUCAACUUUGCCCGCAUAUUGAUUGCUGCGGGGGCCAACCAAACAGUUCGGGAUACCGAAGGAAAUAAUCUUCUUCACAUACUUCUGAGGCCCGUUGAGAAUCAAACUCUCAAGCACUCGGAAGAUCCCUCUCCCCUGAUCAAUCUGCUGGAUAAAGAACUCCUCUCCUCGAUGUUGAUCCAGCGUGCUGGCGAUGGAUCAUGGACACCUCUAGCCCGCCAGCUAGAUUCAUAUCAUCCAUUCAACGAUUACAGCAAUGACAAAGAAUCAGCCAAAAAGGAAAGGGAUUUCACAAUUACCCUCCUAUUGGAUCUGGCGGAGCCUUCCAAUCAAAGGCAUCUCGAGCUUCUGGAUGGAUCUGGAAAUACACCAGUGCAUGAAGCUGUCAAAAAUGGCUUUACACACCUUCUAAACCUCAUGCUCGAUCGUCGACCUGAUCUGCUGUACCGUGAAAAUGCCACAGGCAGCACUCCACUUGAGAUGGCCGUGGAUGCGUGGGUCAACAAUACAACUCGCAACCCUCCCAAGCGUACCACUGACCAAAAUCACUGGGAUCCCAUGUCCAAUUCCGCAGUGGAUCGUGAGCCCGGGUUCUUUAUCCAGGAUAGGGAUUCCAGGACCAAAGAGGAACAGGUGUAUCAGACCUGCCAGGAGCGUGCUCAGCAACACCCGGGAAAAAGAAUAUUGGUCAGCCUGUUUGAGGCAAACGCGCUCGUCGAGAGAUUGGCUUCGAAGAAAAUCUCUACUGAUUAUCACUAUGUGCGCCGUCGCCAUCGGAUUCGUCGAAAUUGGGUAGUGGGAACACAAGAGGUUGACGAAGUUGCUUUGUGGGGACAUCUAGCCUCAUGGUAA